This is a messenger RNA of Mytilus trossulus (common blue mussel), 548 nucleotides long. RefSeq names its product kielin/chordin-like protein. Bases 109 to 498 code for a protein of 129 amino acids. The record is from RefSeq and is a predicted model, not a curated record. The transcript has 4 exons. Lineage: Eukaryota; Metazoa; Mollusca; Bivalvia; Mytilida; Mytilidae.
CAAGGAUUCAAAACAGUAUUAUAUAAGAAAACAUAUUACAGAUUAGAAAUUAUUAUAACCAUCUUCAGCUUAUAGUUACAUAGAAAAAGGAAAACAAUAAAAAGGAAUAUGAAGAUCCUAUUUGCUUGCUUCUUGUUUGGUCUCGGGACUGCAGGUGGACAGAGUAGAGGAUGUGUUAUUUAUAAAGAGGGUGAAACCAUGCCAGCAAUUCCAAAGGGUGCCCGGUAUGAUAGAACGUGUCAUUCCGUGAUAAAUGACACAAAUAAGUACUGCAUUGAGUGGACUUGUCCAAAGACUGACUGUUCCUAUCCUAUUAAACCAAACAGUGGCUGUCCUCAUUGUACAGGAACAUGUGUAGAUGGCGGUAAAGUGUAUCAAAAAGGUGCGUCAUGGCAGUGUGGAUGUAAUAGAUGCUCGUGUCGCCCUCCGAUAAUAUCAACGAUGAUGAUGUGCUAUGACAAAACACCACCACAGGAGUGCAUGGCGACCAUUGGAUAACAAAAUGAUACCGAAUAUUGGCUAUAAUAAAAUAAAACCUGAAAAUUCUA